Saccostrea echinata is the source of this 4019-nucleotide messenger RNA. Its product is annotated as zinc finger protein 729-like. The coding region runs from base 510 to 3011 and encodes 833 amino acids. Gene Ontology annotation, biological process: regulation of transcription by RNA polymerase II. The record is from RefSeq and is a predicted model, not a curated record. The transcript has 2 exons. Gene Ontology annotation, molecular function: DNA-binding transcription factor activity, RNA polymerase II-specific; RNA polymerase II transcription regulatory region sequence-specific DNA binding. NCBI's taxonomy places the organism in Eukaryota, Metazoa, Mollusca, Bivalvia, Ostreida, Ostreidae. Gene Ontology annotation, cellular component: nucleus.
AUAAAUAGGUACAUAUGUGUUUGUAGCAUUCCAGUCGGAUCAGAUAACCUCGGCGAACGAGCUUAUCCGAUGUGAGGCCCAGCAAAGGGGCACCUGUUGGAACUGGUCUGCCGUGAAGUCAAGUCCGUGUGAAAUAAUAUCACGGAUAAACCGUAAUCCUGGUCACAAUAUAUAGGGAACCUAACAAGCAGAACUCAGAUAACGAUCUAAAAUACCAGUAAGAUUUUGGAGGGAAAAUCUCAGCCGUGAAUUUGGUCAGGACAGGGGGAAGCGGUGCUACUCUCCCGUGGGACAACCCGCAUGUGGUUUUUGUCCCAAUUAUACAGACAGCACGUCAAGUCAGAUUUAUAAUAGACUGCCGGAUAUCAAGGUGCUACAGACGAUCCUGUUACCUUUUACUCGUGGCCAACUAGACUCUGUCGCUGGGAUUUUUAUUUUAUUGUGACAAAACUUUUUGGAUACUUUGUGGACCUUGCAGUUAAAGGAAGUUGUACACAGAAGAUGUGACAAUGCCGUCUGCUGAGCAAUCACUUGUGGAACGUCUGCUGAAGCAGUCAAUUCUGACCGUCUGCAAGGAGGCAGUGGCCUAUAGCCAACAACUAGAGAUUGACGGAAUCAUCUGCAUCUCCCCAGAAAACCAGGACAAACAAAUUGUGGUCAAAGUUCAUGAACUUUUUAAAAAGGCUUUUGAUGGAGAAGAAAAAAAUCGGAUUGACGAACAAGAUGAUAGUCAGACUAUCGGAAAUUCAGAAUCAUCCCUUGGCAGAAAAUCCUCUAAUGGAGAUCAAUUUAAAAAAGAGUUUGCAGAAAAUUCAAAUGAUAUUCUAGGUGAGGAUUCAAACAAGACAUUUAGCAAAUUCAGUGAUGUAAAUAGUGAGAGGAACAGUACAUUUGAGGAGAAUGAAGACUCUGAUAGUUCCCAUAGUGAUGACACCAGUAUGGAGACGGAGGGGAUGGGAGCAGAGAAUGAUGAAGAUUCGUCAAUGUCUGCCUCAGUGAUCAAAAAGCCAAUGAUGAGUAGAAUCAUAGCUCCAAAACUUUCCAAUCAGAGAGUUAAAACAACCCGCCAAAAACAGCAAACCAAUUCUAAGAAAAAUAGUACAAUAAAGAAUGAAGAGGAUGAUGUGCCUGGGUACAUUUACAAUAGUGAAGCUCCAAAAGCCGACAUAAAGCCAGUAAAAGAUGUGGAGUGCAAGCGCUGUUACCAGGUGCUCCCAGAUGGACCAUCAUUUGAGAAUCAUAACCUGAAUCAACACAAUGUCUAUACCUGCCUGGUCUGUUACAACACUUUCACUUGUCGCAAUAACAUGAAACGGCACAUGAGGCUACACACUGGUUAUAAACCGUAUCAGUGUACGCUAUGUUCAGAAAGCUUCACCAGAAAAGAUGAUAUAAAAAGACAUCUCAUCAAACACAACUACAACAAGCCCUUCAGAUGCAACCUAUGUAACAAAGGCUACAUGGAUCGAAAAACAAUCAAAAAUCACAUGAAGAAAGAACAUGCCACAAAACUGCUACACUGCUGUCCUACAUGUGGUGAGAGCUUCAAUGAUGUCAUCAAAUUUCAAAAACAUAAGAAGAGUCACCCUGAACUAAUGAUAUACCAGUGCUCGAUCUGUAACUUUUCAGGAUCAAAUCCUCUCAUGUACAACAAGCACAUGCUGGUGCAUGGGCAGGAGAAGACUUUCAAUUGUGUUCCCUGUGGGUCAGAGUUUUCGGACCCCUUCAAGUACACUAGUCAUCUGAAAAAGCAUCGUUCAGAUGAAAAUUUUGAUUCCUAUCAGUGCUGCUUUUGUUCUCAUAUGCUUUCAACAUACGACCAACUCAUCAAGCAUGAGCACACUCAUGUACAGAGCAAGAGACACACAUGCACUGUGUGCAUGAAACAAUUCCGUUAUCCUUCCAAUCUGCGUGAACAUAUGCUAAUACAUUCAGACAUGAGUCAUAAGAUCCGAAUCCACAUUAAGAAGGAGGUCAUUCCCUCCACACUUAACAAUGAAGAAGAGGAUCUGUCCAAUUCUGAAGGAAAGGCUGGAUCUGUCAAAACUGAACCAGAGAUGAAUGACAAUGAAAAGGAACAAAUCUCAAGUCAGUACUGGUGUACCGAGUGUCAAACAGGCUUUGAGUCUGAGAAUGAUCUCACUGACCACAUUUCAGUUGCACAUGAUGAAUCAGUCAGCAAGUCAGAAAACAGUGGACUGGAUAACUCUGCUGGUGAAGAAGCUAUGAAAUAUGAAGAUUCACUGAAUCAUGUAGAGGACAUGGAAAAUUCUAGCAGUGACAAUGAAGAAGAAGAUUUUAAGAUGCCAAGAAAAACUGGAAAAAAGAACUCUAAUGUUACCUUCAGUCUGUUACCUGCUCAUCUUAAAAACCUAGCUGAGAUGAAGAGCACCAAAGCUUGCUCAGACGAUGAAGAAAUUGAGUCUGAGUGCUCAAAUCAGUCUGAGCUCACAAGUGCUGAUAAUCCUAAGAGCAUAUCCCCGAGCUUUUCAGAUACAGCAAGUCCAGCGUCUAGCAUGCCUGUGUUUCCUCAGAAUGAGCAGGACAACCAUGUCAUAUUGCCAGCAUCCUCUCCGUCACCCAUUCCUGUUUCCAUGCCCUCUAACAACUUUAGCACUGUCACUCGCUCGCCAGGAUUUGAACGCGUCAUCACGCCAGAAAUUCUCUUCAAAAUGAAGGAACCAUUUAAGUGUGACAUCUGUCGUGGAACGUUUGACAACUUUGAGGCCUUUGAUAAACACUGCAACUCUAUCCAUCGAAGAUACAUUUGUGACUUUUGUGGCAAGCAAUUCACUUCAAAGCCAAAUCGAGACCGCCAUGUGCGCUACCAUACCGGAGAGAAACCUUACAAGUGCGAACUUUGUGGUCAGUCAUUUUUCCGUGGUGAUGAUUUGAAGUACCAUAGAACAACUCGCCAUUCUGAUUUCUUCACCUUCAACUGCAGCAAAUGCAGAAUGACAUUUGCAUGGGCAAAAGAUUUAGAAAAACACUUGUUGAAGUGUCAUCGUUGAAUUUUAGAAUUUGUGUCAAGUUUUUUAAUUUUUAAAUCAGAAUAUGAUAAAAAAUUUUUUCUUUUGUGCUGAACAGACUAGUUUGAAAUGAAAUUUGGCAUGUUCUAUCAACCUUUUCCUUUUAUCCUCCAAGGAGAACACUAAUGUUUUAAACUCUCUAAAAUUAUGACUAUGAAUGAAUGCAAAGCUAGGGACAGGUGAUAGCUUUUUGAAAAGUAUUCCAAAUAUAGUUGUAAAAAUUAUUUAUGGUUUUAAAUAGAAACUAAAUAACAUAGUUAAAAUUUGAGGCUAUGAAAGUAAAAUAAAUCUAAUAAUCUAUGCAACCAGGUAAUUCAUCGUCAGCCAGGUAAAUGAAUUAACCUUUUGGUGUAAACUGGAAGUACAGGUAUCUGUGAAUGAAUACUCAAGGUUGUUUGUAUUUUGUACUUUGUGUUUCUAUGCAAUUCUGUCCUUGAAUAUUGUAUGCACUGAAGAUCCAUAGCAGGAAGAAGUAGACAUGCCUAUCGAGAAAAAAAAAACAUGACAGAAAUUUAGGUGGAUUCCAGCAGAAAAAUCCCUGGGAAUUAACUCAGCUAGUUUCAGAUCCUUUUACCUUACCAAGCACAAUUUUUUUUAUUAUGAAGUCACACUACAAUAAACUGCACCUUUGCAUGGGAUUUAAAUCUGACCCAACAUUGACAUUCGGAAUUUCCAGAGUUUUUUUAUGAGAUAAAAUGAUCGGUUCUCCUGGUAUUUAGGACGUGGGUUUGAUUGUUGUGCAAAAUCACAUUUGUUGAUAAAGAGCUAAGGCAUAUUAUGCAUUAGAAAAAUAUGAAUGUAAUAACAGUUCAGUGAAUAAUAUUUUUGCAUUAAUCCCAUUUUGACUGUUGUAUAACCAGAAUUUUAAAUUUGUUUCUGAACAUGUUGCAUAAUCUUGAUUCUAACAGGAUAUAUUCCAGGUUCCUUGUGUAAGUGCCUUACAAAUGGAUAUACCUAUUUUAUGUAUACAAAUAAACUAAUAAAAUCUUA